Alosa sapidissima (American shad) is the source of this 5266-nucleotide messenger RNA. It is a transcript of the gene ephb4a, whose product is annotated as eph receptor B4a. The record is from RefSeq and is a predicted model, not a curated record. Gene Ontology annotation, cellular component: neuron projection; plasma membrane. Gene Ontology annotation, biological process: axon guidance; cell surface receptor protein tyrosine kinase signaling pathway; protein phosphorylation. NCBI's taxonomy places the organism in Eukaryota, Metazoa, Chordata, Actinopteri, Clupeiformes, Clupeidae. Gene Ontology annotation, molecular function: protein binding; ATP binding; transmembrane-ephrin receptor activity.
GUGAGGAAAGUGGUGUGGGAAUAGGAGGCGAACGCUACCCGUGUUUUCUAUUUGUUUUCCUGUCCUUUAGUAAUUUUCCCCGUACCAUCUCUUCGCUUGUGUAUAUUUUCGCCUUGUUAUUUCAGGUCUUUUGAAAAAUUAAGAGGAAUUACGGUCCACUUCCCCAAAGGCAUUAAUUGUAAGGCCAUUUGGGUGAAAAACGGACUCUUUCAUGACGGAAAAUCUCCAAACACUCGGGGAAAUAUGACUGGGAUUCGUAGUGGAUGGACCAUACUACAGUUCUGAUAAGGUGUUUACCAAUAUACGGUGUAGCGUAUUUACUCAUAAAGUAAAUCCAUCACAGAGGAGCCUCCAGCACAAGAACUGUGAAAACUACUGCUGACAAAGAGCAUCGAAGUCUUCUGAGGAUAAUGCAUGUUUCACUCCGGUCGCGUGCGCUAUAGUUUAUGCAUCGAGCGGGGCAAGUAAAGGGGAAAAUACAUACUCUGAAGAUACCUUAUUUUAUAGUUUUACUUUACGGAAAGUUUUUCAAUCAGACGUUAAAUUAUUAAGUGGACCUACAUUAAUGAUGACGUUCUUCCUUUCCAUCUGAAAGAUCAAUACGCGCAUUUUCACAUUCCAGACUAAUCUAACGAAUUAUUUGGUAGGUUACCACUUAAAAAUUGAACUAAGAGAAAAAGCUAUCGCCUAUCACCGAUGUGGGUACAAGCACGGUCAAUGGGCACACGACCCAGCUGACAGUACCUCCGGAAUCCCAAUCCAUUUACCAUUUUGUGACCACCUUUCCAUCUGGGAAAAAGUACGAAGCCGAUAUUUCGCAGGUUUUAUACCAACAUGGAGAUUCUGGCCAUGGAUGUCACCUUGCUUUGGAUUGUCCUCCUGAGGUGCCUGCUCUUGGCGCGGACAGAGGAAGAGGUUCUGAUGAACACCAAGAAGGAGACCUCCGAUCUGAAGUGGACUACCUACUCGAGUCAAAACAAACCAGAGUGGGAGGAGGUCAGCGGGCAUGACGAGGAGAACAACAGCGUGCGCACCUACCAGAUCUGUCCGUCGGACGGCCAGGCGAGCCACUGGCUGCGCAGCAAGCUGAUCGAGCGGCGGGCCGCGUCGCAGGUGUACGUGGAGCUGCGCUUCACCAUGGUGGAGUGCUCGUCCCACAGCUCGCCGCACCCCAGCUGCAAGGAGACCUUCAACCUCUACUACUACCAGAGCGACUCGGACGACGCCACCGCCUCACACCCCUCCUGGCUGGAGAACCCCUACACCAAGGUGGACACGGUGGCGUCGGACUUCCUGCUGCGCAAGGGCGGCGAGCGCAAGUUCAACAUGAAGACGCUGCGGCUGGGCCCGCUGUCCAAGCGGGGCUUCUACCUGGCCUUCCAGGCGCAGGGCGCGUGCAUGGCGCUGCUGUCCGUGCGCGUCUUCUUCAAGAAGUGCCCCGAGCUGGUGCGCGCCCUCUCCGUCUUCCCCGAGACCGUGCCGCACGCGCUGGUGCAGGAGGCCACUGGACGCUGCGUGGCCCACGCCGGGAUCGCCGCCGCCGCCGCGCCCAAGAUGUUCUGCGGCGAGGACGGCCAGUGGGUGGGCCAGCUGACCACCACGUGCGCCUGCCAGCCGGGCUACGAGCCCAACGACGGCGACCUCCGCUGCAAAGCUUGUCCGGCGGGCCAUUAUAAGUCGUCCAUGGGCCCUGGCGUCUGCGUCCCCUGCCCCCAGUCCAGCAACGCGGCCGAGGCUGGAGCCGCCCUCUGCAGCUGCCGACCGGGCUACUACCGAGCCCCCACCGACACGGCCAAUGUGGCCUGCACCCGCCCCCCCUCUGCCCCGCGGAACAUCAUCCCUGAGAUCAACGACACGUCGGUCACGCUGGAGUGGAGCGAUCCGCUGGAAGAUGGCGGCCGCACGGACCUCACCUACGCGGUGGAGUGCGCGCUCUGCCCUCCUGCGGGGGGCCCGUGUGGGCCCUGCGGGGACAGCGUGAGCUUCCGGCCGACGCAGCGGGGCCUGGUCCUGCGGAGGGUGACCGUGUGGGGCCUGCGGCCGCACACCACCUACACCUUCACCGUGCACGCCCUCAGCGGGGUCUCCCCGCUCAACGGCAAGGGCCUGGCCAGCGACGCGGUCAACAUCACCACCAGCCGCCAUGUGCCAGUGAUGGUGACGGGCAUCAGGAAGAGCCUGGCCACCGAGUCCAGUGCCACUCUCCAGUGGCCCGUGCCAGCCCAGACGCACGUCAGCAUUCUGGAGUACCAGCUGCGCUACUGCGAAAAGGACCGUCUGCCGGAGGACCAGUCGUGCCGCUACAAGGAGAGCGACAGUAACCAGGUGGUGCUGAGUGACCUGCGCCGGGCCACGCUGUACGAGGUGCAGAUUCGUGCCCGCACCAUGGCCGGCUUCGGCAACUUCAGCCGCGUCUACUCCUUCCGCACGCUGCCCGACGAAGAUGACUCGUCCUCGCCGCUUCUGGUUACCGGGGUGCUCAUCGCCGUGGGGAUGCUCCUCCUCAUCACUGUCAUCAGCAUCGCCGUCUUCUGCAUACGCAGACAGAAUCGAUUGAAGGACCCUGAACUGAAUGACAAGAAUGGGCAGUAUCUGAUGGGUCAAGGUGUGAAGGUCUACAUCGACCCCUUCACCUACGAGGACCCUAAUGAGGCAGUGAGGGAAUUCGCCAAGGAGAUCGACGUGUCCUUUGUCAAAAUCGAGGAGGUCAUUGGCGCCGGUGAGUUCGGUGAGGUGUGUCGCGGGCGGCUGAGGAUCCCGGGGAAGAAGGAGAACUACGUGGCCAUCAAGACGCUGAAGGGCGGCUACACGGACAAACAGCGCCGCGACUUCCUGGCCGAGGCCAGCAUCAUGGGUCAGUUCCAGCACCCCAACAUCAUCCACCUGGAGGGCAUCAUCACGUCCAGCUGCCCCGUCAUGAUCAUCACCGAGUUCAUGGAGAACGGAGCGCUCGACUCCUUCCUACGGUUGAAUGACGGGCAGUUCACGCCCAUCCAGCUGGUUGGAAUGCUGCGUGGCAUCGCCUCAGGCAUGAAGUACCUUUCGGAGAUGAGCUACGUGCACCGCGACCUGGCAGCCCGGAACAUUCUAGUCAACAGCAAUCUUGUGUGUAAGGUGUCCGACUUCGGCUUGUCCAGGUUCCUGCAGGAGAACUCGUCUGACCCCACCUACACCAGCUCACUGGGAGGUAAGAUUCCUAUUCGCUGGACAGCCCCUGAGGCCAUCGCCUUCCGAAAGUUCACCUCCGCCUCGGACGUAUGGAGCUACGGCAUUGUCAUGUGGGAGGUGAUGUCGUUUGGAGAGAGACCAUAUUGGGACAUGAGCAACCAAGAUGUGAUCAAUGCCAUCGAGCAGGACUACCGGCUGCCGCCACCACCAGACUGCCCCACCCACCUGCACCAGCUGAUGCUGGACUGCUGGCAGAAGGAGCGCACGGCCCGCCCACGUUUCUCCGCCAUCGUUAGCGCGCUGGACAAGCUCAUCCGCAACCCCGCCUCUCUCAAGAUCACUGCCCAGGAGGGAGCAGGGCUCUCCCACCCCCUGCUGGACCAGCGGCCCCCGCUGCCCCCUGCGUCCUGCGGCUCGGUGGGGGAGUGGCUGCGGGCCAUCAAGAUGGAGCGCUACGAAGAGAGCUUCCUCCAGGCCGGCUUCACCUCCAUAGAGCUGCUCGCCCACGUCACCACCGAGGAUCUGCUGCGUUUGGGGAUCACCCUGGCCGGCCAUCAGAAGAAGAUCCUGUCCAGUGUGCAGGCCCUCCGGAUCCAGACCAAGAGCCCGGGCAGCGUGCAUUUCUGAGCAAACCGCUCCCCCUUCCUUCCCUCAACCAAUGAAAAUGAAAACUCAGCGCACUCCAGCAUAGACCGCAACUCGACAUCCCUACACCACCUCGACAUGCACAGCACACGCGUGGAGCCACACAAGACACAGAGUCCCUCUCUGCUUCAGCAGGACGACUCAAACCCGUUGGAUCUGCUUCAUUGCUCCAUAACCAAACGUUUGGGACAGUCCAACACUUGUGGCUCGGAUACAGACAGAUAACCCAGAGCCAAAAUGACACUUAAUCAGAGAGACUCGUGAGGAAAAUGACAAUGCGUAUCUAAGGAGGCCAUGUACCAGGAUCCUCAGAGAGGGAGAGACUGAUCACUUGCAAAUAGAAAAGACAUGUCUGAGGGCACUGCGCCAGAGGCAGAGCCAAAUCUGUGUGAUAUCGACGCCAACUGAGGAUGAGCACAUGUUCAGAAUUGGAAUAUCAAAAUGCCAAAUCGAGGACGAAAGCCUGGACUUUCAGAGAGUAUUUUGUAUAAAACCCCCUGAACAAGGACUUCAUUCUCACCUACUGCAUUUUAAACCUCUUCCACAUUAGCGUUUCACCCGAGCAGGUUUGUAUUGAACUGAAGACACUGUGUUGAAGAUGCCUGUGGUCUGCCAAGAGUGUCUGGACUCCAAAGUAUGUCUGAACAAACUGAACGAACCGUACAUUCUGUAAACAAGGCACAUUUAGCGUGUGCGACCUGUUUUUUACACUCAAUGUUGUUUCGGCGGAUGUUGCUCAUGGUCGUGUCAUGUCUCUACCGGGUUAGGGCCGGUGACUGCGGACGUGAGGUGGAUUAGCACUUGUGUAUAUUUGAAAUGAACUCGGAGCGAGGCACAGUGGGCCCCAGUAUACUGUGGGGUUUUUUAGUGAGUGUGGAGCAAGUCUGCAUUUUUACGCUCAAAUGCCCAGAUGAAUCAAUUACAAAGAAUCCAAUAGGCCAAGAGACCAGUAGAAUGCUGUCAGCUUUUUUCUAUAUGGAUUUUACCUCAGAACAGGGGAAAAAAAUAUCAGGGGAUUGCCAUGGUCUUAAUUAACAUGAAUAUUCUCUUUUUCCAAAAUGGCUUCCAAAGGUGCCAUAUUUAAUUUAGCACAUAGAUCUCAGCAUAUGCUGGUGCCAUCAUGGUUCACUGGUUCAUGUGGUCAAAUUGUGGUGCCAUUUUCUUAAAGGCAACAUAGCUGCACCUGGGUUUGGUUUCACAAGAAAAAAAGACAAAUGCCUCUGUAUUAAGCAUCAGUGGAACACAAACUUCCGUCCUUCUUCCUGCUCUGAACAGGAUUGUAGGUCGGAGUGAGUAUGGUCUUCACAUUGGAGAUCCAACAGCUCCCUGUGCGUUGCGCUGCCUUUCUUAUGUUGUGUAUAAAUAUCUGGUUUAUGUAAAUGAGUUUAAUCCACUCUUUAUGGUCUGUGUGUAAUCUGUGUUCUGUCACAAUAAAGAUUCAUACCUCUGCUCA